This is a messenger RNA of Colletotrichum acutatum, 1503 nucleotides long. RefSeq names its product major facilitator superfamily transporter. The transcript has 9 exons. Gene Ontology annotation, biological process: transmembrane transport. Gene Ontology annotation, cellular component: membrane. The record is from RefSeq and is a predicted model, not a curated record. NCBI's taxonomy places the organism in Eukaryota, Fungi, Ascomycota, Sordariomycetes, Glomerellales, Glomerellaceae. Gene Ontology annotation, molecular function: transmembrane transporter activity. Bases 1 to 1503 code for a protein of 500 amino acids.
AUGAUCUUCGGCAGCCUUGCCUUCGCGGCACGCCAUGAGCGAACGCCAGAGGAGAGGAAGCUCGUUAGGAGACUGGACAUAUUCUUGAUGACGUUCGGUUGCAUUUCACAGGUCAUCAAAUACCUUGACCAGACGAACAUCAGCAACGCAUACGUUUCUGGCAUGAAAGAAGACCUCAACCUCUACGGCAAUGAGCUCAACUACUUCACAACGUACUUCAACGUUGCCUACUGCAUCAUGCUUAUUCCCUCCCAAAUCAUCCUGACUUACGUGCGACCGAGCUACUGGCUCUCUGGCCUCGAGGUCCUAUGGGGCAUCAUCACAGGCAUGAUCGCCCUCACCAAAAACGCGCAACAAGUCUACGCGCUCCGCGUUCUGCUCGGCCUCUGCGAGAGCAGUGCGUGGCCCGGCAUGAUGACGCUACUGAUGCACUGGUACACCCCGUCCGAGUUGGCCAAGCGCAUGGGAUUCUAUCACUCGUGUCAGGCGGUGGGCUCCAUGAUGUCGGGUGCGCUGCAAGUUGCCAUUAGAAGCUCCAUGCAUGGGCUACACGGCAUGGCCGGCUGGCGCUGGCUUUUUGUCGUGAAUGCCAUCAUGACUGUGUGCGUCGGCGCUGCGGGCUUCUUCCUUCUUCCAGAUACACCUAACAACCCCAACCCCCGCGCGUUUUGGUUCAAGAAGGGGCACGCAGAGCUUGCUAUGGAGCGGUUGGAGCGUCAUGGUAAAGCAGAGCCCAAAAAGAUGACAUGGGCCGCUGCCAGGCGUGCAUUUAAGAGUUGGGUAAUCUAUUUCGUACCCGUUCUGUACAUUGCGACUGUCCUCUUGUCGUAUGGCAAUAACUACUUCGGCCUGUUCCUGAAGGCCUUGAAGAAUCCGGAUGGAACCCCCAGGUGGUCGACGUCCGAAGUGAACGCCAUUCCCAUUGGUGGAAGUGCGAUUAAUGUGGUUUUCGUCUGGAUCUGGGCAAUCUUGUCGGACUUGUUCAUGACACGAUGGACUCUCAUCGUUGUUCAAGCUGUAAUUGGCAUUGCAUGCUGUAUCGCGAUGAGCGUCUGGUCCUCACACCCAACUACGACACCGCUCGCCACAGCCUACGCGUCCAACUUCAUCCUCUUCACGGCAAUGGGAACCGCGCCUCUCAUCUUCGCAUGGCUGGCCGAUAUUCUACCCCAUGACCCCGAGGCGCGGACUCUUAUCGUCGGAGUCGCCAUCGCGGGAUACUACGCCAUCUCCGCUUGGUCGCAGGUUCUGGUAUGGCCAGCAACUCAGGCACCGUAUUACAAGUACGCCUGGCAGUCAGCUAUUGCCAUUGGUGUCCUCGUCAUUAUCAUGACGUGUGUACUUCGUUACAUUGAUGCAAAGCAUCUCGAGCCCAAGAGAGAGCAGUUCAGAGCUACUAUUAUUGAGGCCGCUGAGGCGGGUGAUAGGGACGCAGCGGAUUCGAUCGCUCGCGAUUCCGUCGACCGGAAAGCGAAGUCAGCUGCCAUUGUGCCGGAAGUCUAA